AUGGAGAGGCUCUUCAGUAAAGAAGUGGACAAGCUGGUAAAUGCGAUAACACAGCUGGAUGCAUCGUCAGACGCCCCUGUCACAGAGAAAGAGCUAAAGCUAGUCCAGGAAAUAGGAGAUACUGCCAGAAGACUAGACAUCAUAUACUCUGUGGUAAUAAAUGGCUUUGAGUCAGAGAACAUGAAGGCAUCGGCAGCCCUGUACAGCAUAACAGAAGAGCUUCACAAAGAAAUGGAGGAUAAAGAGGUGCUGAUAGAAGAGAGCAAGAGAAUAGUGGGCAGUACAGACAUAAAAGUAGAAAGCAUCAUAGAGUAUGCAAAGACUCUUUCCAUCCACAGCAAGUGUCCUUUGCUUUGGACAGAAGACAUGCCCCUCGACAGAUUUCCAGCCUACCCCACAGACAGCCUAAUACAGCAGUCAAUACUAAGAGACCAGGAAAAAACAGCAUAA
Messenger RNA from Nematocida minor, 450 nucleotides. RefSeq lists its product as uncharacterized. The transcript has a single exon. Lineage: Eukaryota; Fungi; Microsporidia. Bases 1 to 450 code for a protein of 149 amino acids. The record is from RefSeq and is a predicted model, not a curated record.